AUGGCUUUAUUGAAGAGUGACAUGAUGUAUCUUGUAUCUAGACGUGUAUGUGUUACGCCGGGUAACAAGAAGACGCUCACGUGUUACCAAUAUCAUGUGACUGACUCAGUGAGGAUCAGCAAGCUCAGUACUGAGCCAUACUGA
Messenger RNA from Sclerotinia sclerotiorum 1980 UF-70, 144 nucleotides. RefSeq lists its product with no specific name. NCBI's taxonomy places the organism in Eukaryota, Fungi, Ascomycota, Leotiomycetes, Helotiales, Sclerotiniaceae. The record is from RefSeq and is a predicted model, not a curated record. The transcript is spliced from 2 exons. Bases 1 to 144 code for a protein of 47 amino acids.